Messenger RNA from Hippopotamus amphibius kiboko, 5167 nucleotides. RefSeq names its product PR/SET domain 1 (gene PRDM1). NCBI's taxonomy places the organism in Eukaryota, Metazoa, Chordata, Mammalia, Artiodactyla, Hippopotamidae. The record is from RefSeq and is a predicted model, not a curated record. The transcript has 7 exons. Gene Ontology annotation, cellular component: nucleus; cytoplasm. The coding region runs from base 235 to 2718 and encodes 827 amino acids. Gene Ontology annotation, biological process: cell fate commitment; regulation of transcription by RNA polymerase II. Gene Ontology annotation, molecular function: DNA-binding transcription repressor activity, RNA polymerase II-specific; histone deacetylase binding; RNA polymerase II cis-regulatory region sequence-specific DNA binding.
GGAAAGGGCCGAGCUGCCGGCCGGGUUAACCCAGACCGAGAGCGCUUCCGCGACACUCGGCCCUCCAGCGCUGGGGAGAGGCAGAGCAGCGCGGCACCUGUCCGCGCCGGGAGCCGGGACGCGGGCGCGGGCGGCCGGAGCAGAGGGGCGCCGCGGCGGUGCGCGCCAGCCCUCGGCCGGGAGGGGACCCGGAGCACAUGCGGACUGUGUCGGCAUGAGCGACGCUGGUCUCCGAUGUUGGAUAUUUGCUUGGAAAAACGUGUGGGUACGACCUUGGCUGCCCCCAAGUGUAGCUCCAGUGCUGUGAAGGUUCCAGGGUUGGCACAGGGGACCGAGGGGACCAUGAAAAUGGACAUGGAGGACGCGGAUAUGACUCUGUGGACAGAGGCUGAGUUUGAGGAGAAGUGUACCUACAUUGUGAACGACCACCCCUGGGACUCUGGCACCGAAGGAGGCACUUCGGUUCAGGCAGAGGCAUCCUUACCGAGGAAUCUGCUUUUCAAAUAUGCCGCAAACAGCAAAGAGGUUAUUGGAGUGGUGAGUAAAGAAUACAUACCAAAGGGCACACGUUUUGGACCUCUAAUAGGUGAAAUCUACACCAAUGAUACAGUUCCCAAGAACGCCAACAGGAAAUAUUUUUGGCGGAUCUAUUCCAGAGGGGAGCUUCACCACUUCAUCGACGGCUUUAACGAGGAGAAGAGCAACUGGCUGCGCUACGUGAACCCAGCACACUCUGCCCGGGAGCAGAACCUGGCCGCCUGUCAGAACGGCAUGAGCAUCUACUUCUAUACCAUUAAGCCCGUCCCCGCCAACCAGGAGCUUCUUGUGUGGUAUUGCCGGGACUUUGCGGAGAGGCUUCACUACCCUUAUCCUGGAGAGCUGACGAUGAUGAAUCUCACGCAAACCCAGAGCCAUCCAAAGCAGCCGAGCACUGAGAAACACGAACUUUGCCCAAAGACUGUCCCGAAGAGAGAGUACAGCGUGAAAGAAAUCCUAAAACUGGACUCCCACCCCUCCAAAGGGAGGGACUUGUACUGCUCCAACAUUUCACCCCUCACUUCAGAAAAGGACGCGGACGACUUCAGGAGAAACGGGAGCCCCGAGCUGCCCUUCUACCCGCGGGUGGUGUACCCCAUCCGGGCCCCCCUCCCGGAAGACUUUCUGAAAGCGUCCCUGGCCUACGGGAUGGAGCGGCCGCCCUACGUCACGCACUCCCCCAUCCCGUCCUCCACGACGCCCAGCCCCUCGGCGCGCAGCAGCCCGGACCGGAGCCUGCGGAGCUGCAGCCCGCACGGCAGCCCCGGCGCCACGCUGUCGCCGCUGGCCCCCGGCCCCCCGGAGCACCGCGACGCCUACGCCUACCUGAACGCUCCGUACGCCGCCGCCGCCGAGGGCCUGGGCUCCUACCCGGGCUACGCGCCCGCCCCGCACCUGCCCCCCGCCUUCAUCCCCUCCUACAACGCGCACUACCCCAAGUUCCUGCUGCCCCCCUACGGCAUGAACUGCAACGGCCUGGGCGCCGUGGGCAGCCUCAACGGCCUCAACAACUUCGGCCUCUUCCCGAGGCUGUACCCGCUGUACGGCGGCCUCCUGGGCGCCGGCGGCGGCCUGCCUCCCCCGAUGCUGACGCCCGCCUCGCUCCCCAGCUCGCUGCCGUCGGAGGGGGCGCGCCGCCUGCUGCAGCCCGAGCACCCCCGGGAGGUGCUGGUGCCCGCGCCGCACAGCGCCUUCUCCCUGCCCGGCGCGGCCGCCAGCCUGAAGGACAAGGCCUGCAGCCCCACCAGCGGGUCCCCGACGGCCGGCACCGCGGCCACGGCCGAGCACGUGGUGCAGCCCAAAGCUACCUCAGCGGCCGCCGCGGCCCCCGGCGGCGACGAGGCCGUGAAUCUCAUCAAGAACAAAAGGAACAUGACCGGCUACAAGACGCUCCCCUACCCCCUGAAGAAGCAGAACGGCAAGAUCAAGUACGAGUGCAACGUCUGCGCCAAGACUUUCGGCCAGCUCUCCAAUCUGAAGGUCCACCUCAGAGUGCACAGUGGAGAACGGCCUUUCAAAUGCCAGACUUGCAACAAGGGCUUCACUCAGCUCGCCCACCUGCAGAAACACUACCUGGUACACACGGGAGAGAAGCCACACGAAUGCCAGGUUUGCCACAAGCGAUUUAGCAGCACCAGCAAUCUCAAGACCCACCUGCGACUCCACUCGGGAGAGAAACCUUACCAGUGCAAGGUGUGUCCUGCCAAGUUCACCCAGUUUGUGCACCUGAAACUCCACAAGCGCCUGCACACCCGGGAGCGGCCCCACAAGUGCGCCCACUGCCACAAGAGCUACAUCCACCUCUGCAGCCUCAAGGUCCACCUGAAGGGGCACUGUCCUGUGGCCCCGGCCACCGGGCUGCCUCUGGAGGACCUGACCAGAAUCAACGAAGAGAUUGAGAAGUUUGACAUCAGCGACAAUGCCGACCGGUUGGAGGACAUGGAGGACAACGUCGACGUGACCUCUGUGGUGGAGAAGGAGAUUCUGGCUGUGGUUAGAAAAGAGAAAGAAGAAACUGGCCUGAAAGUGUCUUUGCAAAGAAACAUGGGGAAUGGACUGCUCUCAGGGUGUAGCCUCUACGAGUCAACAGACCCGUCCCUCCUGAAGUUGCCUCACAGCAACCCACUACCUCUAGGACCUGUAAAGGUCAAACAAGAAACAGUAGAACCGAUGGAUCCUUAAGAUUUUCAGAAAGCAAAAGGUGUUUUGUCUUGUUUCUUAACUUAUGACUUGGCGGGUCAGGGUGCUGGUAGCAAUGCUUGUACAUAAUUCCAGUUCUGAAAGCUCUCCUGACGGCAAUGGUUUCCCCUCACCUCUCUGGAAUUCAAGAAGGAACCCCAAAGUUACUGAAAUCUCAGGGCAUAAAUGAGGCAAAGACAAUAUAUAUAUACAUAUUAUAUAUACUUAUUUACACCCCCAUCUAUAUAUUUGAACCUGUGUAUUUUGAAUAUUUGUGUGGAUAUGUUUGCAUAGCCUUCCCAUUGCUAAGAUGAUUGCCUAGCCAUAAUUAUUUUUUCAGUGAUAAUCCUUCGUAAUUUAUUAUACAAUUUAUCAUUCAAGAAGCAAUAAUUAAAACAAGUUUACAAUGACUGGAAGAAUUCCUUGUAAUUUGAGUUAAGUGUUAUAUUUUUGUCUGGUGGCCAUUCUUUGUAGAUAAUUUCUGCACAUCUGUUUUAAGUACCUAAGAUUUAGUAAACAAAUACAUUACUUUAGUCAACCUCCCUCUCUAAUAACGGUUUGAAAAUGAGGUUUUGGUGUCUCCACAGUUAUUAGGCAGCUGAUGUUUGCAUUCGCAGGAUUGGAUUAUUUGAACAACAUUGUAUAACUUGGGAGUAUGUGUGCAGAAUUACCCAGUAAUAACUUCAGUAGAAGAAAUACGAAAGAGAAUCUUGUAUGUUUCUGUAGAUAGUUCAGCAUUUCCCCCCUCCAACCACAGAUUUACCAGAAAAGUCACAAGAAGGCUUUGCCAGUCUGUCUCCCUCUCCAAAAAACAGGGUUGCCCCACCCCCAAAGUCAUGUGACCAUUCGGAGUGGCCACAAGACUUCGGCAUCCCAAUGUAUUAUCUGAAAAUGUGAAGAAGACAAAAUGCCAUGUUUAAAACCACUGCAAAACAUUCCCAAAGCACAGGUGGUUUUGUAUGGGUGAGGUCUGGGGGCAUGAGUCCGGGUGUUUUUGUUGUUGGUCUUUUUUGUUGUUAUGUCAAAAUUGCACAAACAUGGUGCUCUACCAGGAAGGAUCUGAGUUAGAUAGGCUCAGGCCACACUUUAAAAACCAAAAACCGGAAAGCGGGUAUUCUCGUUGGCUUAGGGUCAAAGCGGGUAAUGAACGUUCCUAUCUCCAACACAUCAAUUGUAUUCUUUUUCUGUACAACUCAGACUUUCCUCAGUAUUUGUGUUUUUACAUGUUAUGGUUAAUUUCAUUGAAGAAGAAAGGGCAUUGCAAAUUGUUCAACAACAAUUACCUCAUUGAGUGUGUCCAGUAAGUGCAGGAAGUGAUGGCUUCUCUAAGGAUUUGCUACUGGAGAGGAGAGAGCAAGUGUGUGCCAGAAAGAUGGAAUGCGUCCCAUUCUGUCUGCUCUUCUGCUCAGCCCAAAGGCGACACGUCGGCAUUCGAGGUGUAGCGGAAAAUGAUAUAUAUUUAUAAAUCUAUUUAUACCACUAUACCAUGUGUAUAUAUAAUAUAUUUAUAACCACUUAAAUUGUGAGCCAAACCAUGUAAAAGAACCCUCUUUUCCUAAUGGCCAAAAAAAAAAAAAAAAAUCAAACCCUUUCUGAGACUUUUCUUAAUUAGCACUCAAUGACCUCACAAUCACAUUGGCGAGCUUGGGGGGACCCCCUUGCUAUUGUAAGAGACCCUAAAACCUGGGUGCAAAGGUGGGGACUGCAUAACAACCAGGGAGAAAGAGACAUAUUGUUUUUUUUACUGUUAAGGACAAUCUAAGAUGGCUUUUUUGGGUUUGUUUUGCUGCAUUCUGAUGAUGUGGUCACACCCAAGUCGCAGAAAUAAAAAUCCCAUCGACCACUGUAACCUUUCUCUCUUCCUCUCCCUCCUUCCUAAACAACUGAUGUAUCACUAAUCAAUCUGGUUUACAUAGUCAGUAUUUUGGUCCGUGGUAACUCAUGUCAACCUGCAGAAGAGAAGAACAAAUUUAGGAUAAUCCAGGGAAACCUAAGAGCCUUACUGAUAGGUUCCGUUAAGUAACGAAACUGACAAUUUUUUAUGAUAUUUUUUUAUCAGUGUUUGACACACAGAGUCCUUAAUUGUAGGUAAACCAAAGCAUCACACUCUGACAUUGACACCAAAUACUUUCUAUUCCCAGUUACUCAUGUGUUUCUUUUUUUCCCCUUCGUGCUUUCUCAUUGGUGGGAAUUUUUACUGAAGUGGCUUGAGACUUCUUGAUUCUCUUUACCAUCUGACUUUCCCUCUGAGGCCUCUUACAUGUGAAUGUUGAGCCCACAAUCAACAGUGGUUUGGUUUUGUUUUUUUUCUUCUACUCAAAGUUAAAACCGACCAAAGUUAUUGGCUUUUUACUUUGCUAGAACAACAAACUAUCUUAUGUUUACGUACUGGUUUACAUUGUUAUUUAUGUGCAAAUUGUCAAAAUGUAAAUUAAAUAUAAAUGUUCAUGCU